Raphanus sativus (radish) is the source of this 1250-nucleotide messenger RNA. RefSeq lists its product as uncharacterized. Lineage: Eukaryota; Viridiplantae; Streptophyta; Magnoliopsida; Brassicales; Brassicaceae. The record is from RefSeq and is a predicted model, not a curated record.
UAUUUCUCCCUCUUUCUCAAAAGAGAAUAUUUCUCCCUCUCACAACAGUCAACACAAUCUUAAAUAGAGUAAGUAAGAGAGCCAAGAGAUUGGCCUAGGUUAUGGGGGCAGCGUUACGUCGACAACUGUAAGAAUUAUAUAUUUAUCCACAACUGAGAGAGAAGUAUAUACAUUAUAAAAGAAAAGGCGAGGAAAGGAAAGUGAUCAUAUCAUAAAGGACUGAUGAUGAGAAACGUAGGAAGUUCGAGCUCCGGCAGCAAAGGCAUAGCGGCGGUGGUCGGCGUAGGUCCAAAACGCCGUUCAGUCGCUCAAAAGUUCGCACAUGAAGGCUACACCGUCGCCAUUCUCGCCCGCGAUCUAGGCAGGUUAUCUCGAGUGGCUGAAGAGAUAGCGAGAGAAGAGAAAGCGCAAGUGUUUGCUAUAAGAAUUGAUUGUGCGGAUCCAAGAAGCGUAAGAGAAGCCUUUGAAGGAGUGUUGUCCUUAGGGUUUGUUGAGGUUUUAGUGUACAAUGCUUAUCACUCUUCUUCUUCUUACACAAGUCACCAUCCCACUUCAUUCACCCACAUUCCUUUCCAAUCUUUUCAUACUUCUAUUUCUGUCUCCGUCUUCGCUGCAUUCUUGUGCGCCCAACAGGUUAUUCCCGGGAUGAUGGAUAAAGGGAAAGGAACUAUACUCUUCACGGGUUGCUCGGCGUCAUUGAAUGGCGUUGCUGGUUUCUCCGAGCUAUGCUGUGGGAAAUUUGCGUUGAGGGCACUUUCUCAAUGCUUAGCAAGAGAAUAUCAACCUUUUGGAAUACAUGUGGCUCAUGUUAUCAUCGAUGGUGUGGUUGGACCUCCAAGAGAAACAAACAUCCCACUGAGAGGAGUGGUUGCAGAACAAUCAUACAACGUUAGAGGCGAAGAUGGAGAAGGAGAAGGCGAAAGCUCGGGAGUGAUGGGAAUGGAUCCUGAUGUAUUGGCUCAAACAUAUUGGAGCCUUCAUGUUCAAGAUCGGAGAGCUUGGACUCAAGAACUCGAUAUCCGACCAUCAAACACAAGGUUCUAGUAGUUAAACAUGAUUUGAUUCGAUUAAAAUAUAUAUAUAUAUAUAUGACUUGAUUCUUCUGCUUUCUGAUUUUUUUUUAUUAAAUGUUAUUUUGGUCUUAUGGUAUGGUAAGUAUGUGUGAUCAUUUGAUAUGUUUGUUCUUGCAUUUGGAAUGUAAAAUACUAAAAUAUGUUAUAAAAGGGUUGGUUUGCGAUUGGUGUGAAUGA